GUUCAUAAACUAUUGAACCAUCUUUAUUGAAGUUUUUUGAUAUUUCAAGAAUGAAAAGAUACGGUUUAGAAACGAUAUUUUGACUACAUGUGAAAAUCCGUUAAGUUUGUCGCCACAGGUAGCCCAUCUCCCGUAACUCCUCAGAGACUGGUAAGCCUGUGCUGAUUCUUUGCACGAAUGCUCUUGUCGAUCAAGAUUUAUCCAAACUAUUGUAAUUUUGGCGUGGAUUUGUAGUGGAAUUUAACUGUAACUCAGGAAAAUGCCCCAAAUCAUGGACAGCCUGGAUGACUGGCUAGAAUAUCGAUGUAAAGCAGGACAAAUCCUCUUCUAUUUUAAUAAAUUCACAGCAGAGCAUAGAUUUCCAGAGUGGAAUCCUACAUUAAAGAAAUGGGGCCUAGGACAAGCCGUUGAAUGUGACAUUGUCAACAACAGGAAGAACAUAAUGACACAGACUGAUGACACUGGCUGCACCUAUGGAUGUACCUCUAURUAUGUGGAUAAACCUUUUCUAUGUCAUCAAGAAUCAGUGGAAGACAUUGAGGCCCACAAUAACAUUCUUACACAGACUGAAAGUGAACAUGUUAUCAAAGACACCAACAAUACAACAACAACACUACAACUGUGUCAAGAUGGAACAAGUAUUGUAGAAAAAUCCAAACUUGCAGCUGUAGUUUCUGAAAGKGAUAUUAUUGAUAAAGACAGUUUUUAUUCUUAUAAUGGUGGUUCAAAUGUUGAAAUCUCAGUGGUACUAGAUGAAAGUGAAGAAUUACAACUAACAAAGAUAUCUCGUUCAACCACAGAAAAUACGAACAAGGCCAAGMCRCCCYURAAGUAUCAUUUUAGGUCUCAAGGUAGAGUUAUCAGUCAUAAUCUGACAUUACCAAAUACUAGAAGUACAGACRRUGAAGGUGAAGWAAGGAAGACGGACAAGAUUGAUGAAUAUGAUCAAGUGUUGACGCACUCAGGGGAAAAGCCGUUCAAGUGUAAGCAUUGUAGCAAGACAUUUACACAAAAGAGUGAUUGCAGAGAACACGAGAAGGCACACUGGGGAGAGAAGACAUUCAAGUGCACGCACUGUAACAAGGCAUUUACACAUAACUAUCAACGCACGAGACAUGAGAGAAUACACUCAGGAGAAAAGCCUUUCAAGUGUAAACAUUGUAGCAAGGCUUUUACACAAAGAGGUCAUUGCACAAGACAUGAGAGGAAGAAACACUUGGCAGAAAAUCCAUUCAGCAUUGUAGAAAGACAUUUGGUACCUGCAGAAGGUAUAAUAGGAUCAUACACUCAUGAGAAAAGCCAUUCAAGUGCAAGCACUAGCAAGACAUUUACACAAAACAGUAGCUGCAGAACACAUGAGAGGAUACACUCAGGAGAAAAGCCAUUCAAGUGUAAACAUUGUAGCAAGGCAUUUACACACCUUGGUAGCUGCAGAAUGCAUGAAAGGAUACACUUGAGAGAAAAGCCAUUCAGAGUUAUUGCAGCAAGACAUUUGGUAACUACAGAAGGCAUGGAAGGAUCAUACACUCAGGAUAAAAGCCAUUCAAGUGCAAGCACUAGCAAGACAUUUACACAAAACAGUAGCUGCAGAACACAUGAUAAGAUAGACUCAGGAGAAAAGCCAUUCAAGUGCAAGCACUGUAGCAAGACAUUUAAACAAAAAAGUUGCUGCAGAAUACACGAGAGGAUCAUACACUCAGGCGAAAAGCAAUAGCCGACUUGAGAAUUUUGCCUCAGUAGUCACACACAAAGGAAUCAAGGCGUGCAUAAAGCUCAGUCAUUCGUGAAAAGACAAUUUACUGAGCUUUACGCACUACUGAGGCGAAAUUCGCAAAUCGGGUAUUCAAAUGUAGGCAAGAUUUCUUAAGCUCCGCCCCUCAGAUUGUAAGAAAGAACAAAAUGCAAACAAACUUCAAAACAAAGAGGUCGCGAUGCAACGAUUUCCGCUGUAAUUGCUAGAGAAGGGUUUGUCGUACGACUUCCAUAUAUGAUCCUGGCACUUUUCGUUGCUCACGUAAGCGCUGUAACACUUGCCUGUAAAUUGUCUCGCACACUUCCAUUGUUGGGUCUGUUGGUCCUAACUCGUCAUUCAACAUCACUGAUCACUUUGAUUGUACCACCUCUAAUGUUGUCUAUUGCAUUAAAUGUUCGCUUUGUAAUUUGUUGUA
Molecule: messenger RNA, 2168 nt
Organism: Exaiptasia diaphana
Lineage: Eukaryota; Metazoa; Cnidaria; Anthozoa; Actiniaria; Aiptasiidae
Product: zinc finger protein 658B
Exons: 3
Coding region: 260-1714 (484 amino acids)
Biological process (GO): regulation of transcription by RNA polymerase II
Molecular function (GO): DNA-binding transcription factor activity, RNA polymerase II-specific; RNA polymerase II cis-regulatory region sequence-specific DNA binding
Source: RefSeq, a predicted model, not a curated record